Drosophila eugracilis is the source of this 1925-nucleotide messenger RNA. Its product is annotated as venom carboxylesterase-6. Bases 100 to 1854 code for a protein of 584 amino acids. NCBI's taxonomy places the organism in Eukaryota, Metazoa, Arthropoda, Insecta, Diptera, Drosophilidae. The transcript is spliced from 4 exons. The record is from RefSeq and is a predicted model, not a curated record.
CCAGCUGAGAUUGUUGGCUAUAUGAUGAUGAUGUUGUAAUCUUAAAACUACGCGUGCUGUGCAGCCGAGAAAUCAGUCUGAAGUCGGACUUCAAGCACGAUGAUAAACACCGCUGGCCUCUGGUCGAUACGAGUGAUUCUGUUGCUGUGUAAUUGCAUCCAAUGGAGCGAUGGACGUAAUUCUCAAAGUUUGCAUGUGCGAUUAUCCCAUGGCGGAUGGUUGAUUGGACGUCAUUUGACUACCCAUAAUGGUCGGCAUAUGCGGGCAUUUAUGGGUGUACCAUAUGCCGAGCCCCCACUCGAUGAUCUACGUUUCCGGGCGCCAGUGGCGAAGGCAGCUUGGGAAGGCGAACGAUUGGCAAUUAAGGAUGCACCCAUUUGCCUGCAGCGUGAUCCCUUCCGUCGCGACAUGAUAAUCGAGGGCUCCGAGGAUUGCCUGUACCUGAAUGUUUACACACCGGAGACUCCCAGGAUUAAUGGUUCUCUGCCCGUGAUGGUAUGGUUCCAUGGUGGUGGAUGGCAAUGUGGCUCAGGCAUAAGCAGCUUCUACGGUCCGGAUUUUCUGUUAGAUCACGACAUUGUCUUGGUUUCGGCCAACUUCCGACUGGGACCCUUAGGUUUCCUCAGCACAGAGACGAUCGAUUGUCCCGGUAAUAAUGGCUUGAAGGAUCAACUGGAGGUCCUGCGUUGGGUUCGUGAGAAUAUAGGAUCCUUUGGAGGUGAUCCACAAAGUGUAACUGUUUUUGGCGAGAGCGCUGGUGGCGCCAGUGUUACAUAUCACAUGCUAUCGGAGAAAUCCCGCGGCUUACUGCAUCGUGGUAUUGCCCAAUCCGGCACUUACUUCAAUCCCUGGGCACAGCCAGCUCAUAAAGGAGUGGCAGCUGGCAGGGCCGCCAAACUAGCCGAGCUGGUAGGAUGCGAUUCCGCAGGAGAAUGGCCGGAAAAGCUAGAUUGUCUGCGACAGAGGCCAGCCGAGGACAUUGUAGCCUCCUUAUACGACAUGUUUGUCUGGGACUUUGAUCCGAUGAUCCCUUUUCCGCCAGUCAUUGAACCGGAGCACGAUGACGCUUUCCUCACAGUUCCACCGCGCCAUGCCCUGAAGCCCCAUGGUUUGGAACUGCCACUGCUUGUGGGCGCUACUGCGGAGGAGGGUCUCUUGAAAACAGCCGCUCUGCUUAAUCUUCCCCCGCUGUUGGCCGAGUUUAAGGCUCAGUUUGAGCAGGUUCUGCCAGUUGUUCUGAACUACGAUCACCAUGAGGAUUCCAUACAGCAGAGGAUAACGAAACGCAUCGAGAGCUUCUACUUUAAGGCGGGCCACGAUUACGAUAAGGCCAACCACCAAAAUCUGACCGAUCUCAUUUCGGAUGGCUGGUUUGUGGCCGGAAUCGACGAGUAUCUACGCCUUCGCAUGUCACAAGAUGGCGUCGGCCCAACGUAUGUUUACCUUUUUGAUCACAAGGGCGCCGCCAGUUUUACGGAGAUUUUUAAGGGCGGCCGAAAUGAGUUCUACGGAGCAUGCCAUGCUGAGGAGCUCCAGUAUUUAUUCCCAAUUGGACGAGAACUAUUUGUGAGUGCAGUGCCCACUAGCAAAGAUCUGGAACUUCGCGAGUUGAUGCUCCAUUUGUGGGUUAGCUUUGCCAAAACCGGCAAUCCAAAUCCCAUAAAUGCCACUUUCCAUUUGCCCAAUUGGAGUCCGGCGUCUAGUUAUCCAGUAGAAUAUGCCCGCUUGGGAUCCAAAAUGGAGGACGCGUCGUCUAUUUUCCAACUAGAGAGUGAACUCAUGCAACAGCGCGCCGAUUUUUGGCGGGAACUUCAGCCGCACUUGCCCGCCAGCCAUGCCCACAACGAGCUAUAGUCCACUAAAUCCGUACCGAAAUGUAAUCCAUAUGUAAUUUCAUUAAAACGAUUUUUAAAUAUUUCACCGCA